Zingiber officinale is the source of this 1906-nucleotide messenger RNA. RefSeq names its product receptor-like cytosolic serine/threonine-protein kinase RBK2. The transcript has 9 exons. NCBI's taxonomy places the organism in Eukaryota, Viridiplantae, Streptophyta, Magnoliopsida, Zingiberales, Zingiberaceae. Gene Ontology annotation, biological process: protein phosphorylation. Bases 293 to 1726 code for a protein of 477 amino acids. Gene Ontology annotation, molecular function: ATP binding; protein kinase activity. The record is from RefSeq and is a predicted model, not a curated record.
GCACUCUGCAGAUUGUCUCGGCCUCUUCUCGCGUCGCCUGCCUCUCAACGUUUUAUCGAGUGGAGGAGGAGAGCGAAGGUCGCAACCAAUCUUCUUCUUCUUCUCCCGCUCGCCAUUUCUGCCAUUGAUCCCAUCUCUCUCCUCCAACACAACAAACUCGACUAUUUGCGGAGAGAGGACAGCGUUCGGCGCAUAAAUUUGGCUGAAGCUACAUAUUUAGCAAGCAAAGAAGCCAAGCCAAGGAGGAGGAGGAGGAGGAGGAGGAAGAAGAAGAAGAAGAAGAAGAAGAAGAAUGAUUCCGACUUUUAUCCCAUUGUUUUCUUGGAGGCAUAAAAUGGAGGAUACUGGGGAAUGCACUAGCCACGCACUUCGCAGAUUGUGCAGUAGGAAACCUCCAAAGCAUGGGAAACCCGUCAAUCCAGCGCGCGAACGCCAUGGCUCGAGAUUACCCACCUCCCUCUCUGCUCCAGAUUUGAAAGGCUUGGAGACGAGCCCCAAGGAGAGCACUUCCAGCGAGGAAACCCAAAUCGACCGAAUCGACUCGCUGUGGCACGGCUUCUUCCACCUGUGGAGGCACAAAUCCUUCAGACGCUUCUCCAGCUUCCCUCCCUUCGGCAUGGCGAAGCACUCCAAAACAGGGAGGAGGAGCAGCAGCAAAAGCCUCUCCGAAAACCAAGAAUCAUCGCCGCCUUUCUUCGUCAUGCCUUCUUGCGAAAACUUCACCAUUUCUCAGCUCGAGAAGGCAACCGACCACUUCAGCCCUGAGAAUCUGAUAGGGAAAGGAGGCUUCUCAGAGAUUUACAGAGGAUGUCUAGAUGAUGGCCAGCUCGUGGCGGUAAAAAGGAUCGCCAAGGGCACGAGCGAUGAAAUUACUCAGAAUUUCCUAUCCGAAAUGGGAAUUCUAGUCCACGUGAAUCACCCAAACACAGCCAAGCUGAUCGGAGCCGAGGUGGAAGGGGGCAUGCAUCUCGUCUUCGUCCUGUCUCCGCAUGGAAGUCUGGAAAGCUUUCUUCACGAGUCGGAGGAGAGACUGGACUGGGAGAAACGAUACAGGAUCGCCGUGGGGACGGCGAAGGGGCUCGAGUAUCUCCAUCAGAGGUGCCGAAGACGCAUCAUUCAUCGCGAUAUUAAAGCUGCCAACAUACUGCUCACUGAGGACUUUGAACCGCAGAUAUGCGAUUUUGGGCUUGCAAAGUGGCUGCCAGAUCAAGUAACACACCAAACAUCGUCAAACUUUGAAGGCACAUUUGGAUAUCUUGCUCCUGAGUACUGCACCGAUGGUGUUGUCGACGAGAAGACCGACGUGUUUGCCUUCGGCAUCCUGCUGCUCGAGCUCAUCACCGGCCGCAGGGCCAUCACUUCGGAGCAGGAGAGCCUGUCGAUGUGGGCUAAGCCACUGCUCGAGCAGGACAAGAUCAAGGAGCUGGUCGAUCCUUCUCUGGGUGAUUCUUACGACGAAAUGCAGUUAAUUCGUGCAGCAAACACGGCGCGCUCAUGCAUUCAGCACUCUCCUGUUAUGCGCCCCUGCAUGAGCAAGGUCAUAAGUGCGCUGACAGGGGAAGAAGAUGAAGGUGAUAGCCGGAUUACAACGCAUCAGAAAGAGACUGGAAGGAGGACAAACUCUGAGGGGACCGACGACGACGAUGAGGAUGAAUACAAUGAGACGAAGAAUUUGAACGAUUUGGAUCGGCACAAGCAGAUUGCUUUCGACUUCCAAAACCAGUAGUCUGGACCAUGACUCAACUUUGUGAAUUUAGUUGCUUGAGUUGUGUACAAAACAAAACAAAACAAAACAAAAACUUAAUUAUUAUGAUGUUUCACAGUUAGGAAGUGAUCUUGUGGACUAAAUAAAUGCAUUGUGAUCUAAGGAAAACAGUUGGACAACAAGGUUUUUUUCCCCCUUUUA